AUGCCGCGGUUCCUGCACACUAUCGUAAACUUAGUAUGAGAGAAAAAGAUCAUUCUCCAAGAAAAAUGCUUCCUAGCCCCAAACAAGGGUCCGUCUACCCUAUUCUAGGCUCUAUGCCCUACAACAACUACAAUUCGAAUGUACCUUAUGAUUUGUCAUCACCUGCCCGAAGCAAUAGUUCGACAGCGGCCACAGCCCUUACCACCGCCCUAACGGCAUUGUAUCAAACACAGAAGGAUUUGAAAAAAGAUAGAAGGCGUGGUCACACGGAUCAACCUUUAGAUUUGAGAUUGGCACAUAAGAAACACGAUGGCGGAACGACGGGUGAGGGCGGAACAGAUGGCGAUUCCAACACCACCGAAAUGAUGGAAGAUGAGAAUAGCAAUUUGGUAAUGAUAACUGGCGGUCAAAUGGACAAGUCCUGUCACAACUCCGAAUGUAAUAGUAAUACCAACACUAAUUCCAGAGUCCUACAAGAUGGCGUUGCUGGUGAUAAGGCAACGGAUCUUCAUCUAUUAAAUGAGCUGAACAAUAACAACAACAACAAUUUCCUGCUACAGAAUAAUCAAGCUCUGCAAGAACAGUUCGAAGCUUUGAAUAGCAAAAAGAUGCUAAGGGUUUUGAGGGAUCAAGCCAAAUCGUUGCCAACUAAUUUGGAACAACUGCCAUUUCCUGUAACAGCCCUACAUCCUACCCUGCUCGAGACAAUAGCCAAAGCAAUGCCUCCUCUGCCCUAUCGUAAUCUCUUAUUUUUACCACGACCAAAUCAGGCCAAUAAUCCAGCUGCAAAUGUUAGCAAUUUUCCGUUUUUCUCCUCAACACCAGCGGCGGCCAGUACUCUUGGAAAAGAGACGAAAAAGAAUACCACCACUGUGACGGCAACCACCACCACACCUCACAUAGCCCAAGCAGAUUCCAAUAUGGCAGAUCUGAAGUUUGAUGUUGCCACCGCCAAUAGAAAUUCCCUAACCGAAAGUCUGGCCAAUUCGUUGCUGCUCAGUCAAAAUGGUCCAGCCAUUGGCGGACCCACGCCCCCCACUAAUCAAAACACCGCCACCAAUGCACCCCAUUAUCGCCAAAAGAGACCUGCGGUUAAUCGUUCCAAUGCUCCAGCCGGAGCCAAUCAUCUGUACAAAUCAAAAGAUCGUUAUACGUGUAAAUUUUGUGGCAAGGUAUUCCCGCGGUCGGCGAAUUUGACGCGUCACCUGCGCACACACACGGGCGAGCAACCCUACAAAUGCAAAUAUUGCGAACGUUCCUUUAGUAUAUCGUCGAACCUGCAACGUCAUGUGCGGAACAUCCACAACAAGGAGAGGCCAUUUAAAUGUGAGAUUUGUGAACGAUGUUUCGGCCAGCAAACCAAUCUCGACCGCCAUCUGAAGAAGCAUGAAGCCGAUGCAGUUUCAAUGGGUUUGGGUCUCAACGAACGCAUACGUGGAGGUCUACGCCGUUUCUGUGAAAAUCCUGCCGAGGAGUCAUAUUUUGAGGAGAUACGUUCGUUUAUGGGAAAAGUCACUCAAUUGCCGUUAAAUUCAUCAGCAGCGGCGGCGGCCAGUGCCUCGAAGUUGGCAUUAAUGGAUCAUAGUACAACACCGCACUCUGAACCUCAUUCACCAGGCCGAAGUUCAUCGUAUGCUGCCUCAGAUCCUGACUCAACAGCCAGUGGCCUAAGAAUUAUCAUAAAGGAUGAGCACAGCAACCACAGUACUCAAUCAAAUGAUCAGCAACAACACGAAGAGAUCAAUGAUCCACAACAACCACCAACCGGAGGGUCAGGAGGGUCAUCCACACCUCCGCAUAGAAGUAAUCAGGGCUCCCCCUCGAAUAUACACGCAAAUAAACUAAGUCCUUUUGAAGCAUCACCUAGUAGAGAGUGUCCGGCAACAACCUAA
Musca vetustissima is the source of this 1892-nucleotide messenger RNA. Its product is annotated as transcription factor Ken. Gene Ontology annotation, biological process: regulation of transcription by RNA polymerase II. Gene Ontology annotation, cellular component: nucleus. Gene Ontology annotation, molecular function: RNA polymerase II cis-regulatory region sequence-specific DNA binding; DNA-binding transcription factor activity, RNA polymerase II-specific. Lineage: Eukaryota; Metazoa; Arthropoda; Insecta; Diptera; Muscidae. The record is from RefSeq and is a predicted model, not a curated record. Bases 36 to 1892 code for a protein of 618 amino acids. The transcript has a single exon.